CUUUAAAUUACAGAGAACCCCUAGCCGACAAGAAUCAGAAAAAAAACGCAAAACCCGGUUCAAAAAGAAUCCCAAAAAAAACAGUCCCAUGAGUCAAUCAGAUUACUCAUACAGUUCGCUACCAAAAGAGAUAUCUCUGAAAAUUGCAUCUUCCCUCGAGGCACCGGCUCUCUCUUCAUUGGCUUGUUGUUCUCGGGAUUGGCAAGAAAUAUGCGUGUCGGACUGUUUAUGGAAGUCGCUUCUUAAAGAAAGAUGGCCUCUUUUAUGCGGAGCUGAUAAAGACCCUAACUUCAAGGACUGGCGAGGAUUUUAUGUAAAGCAGCACGAAGAGCAGAAGCGUCAAGCCGAAUCCGUCAUUAAUUUGGUGGAACAACGCUCACGAUUCGGUUUCACUCAAUGCUGUAGACUAUCUGCAUGCGAUCAGUUGCCUGGAAAGGAUGCAGCUCGGUUUCAGAGAUGUUCAAAUGCUGCUGUUGAAACCAAAGCUGAAUGUUCUGCUUAACUUGAUCGGACUACAUUACUGCCUUAACAACCUUCAAGUGCCGGCUUUUCAUAUCACGGAAGCACUUUGGAGUGGUAAGAUAGCUGAUCGACAAGUUUGCGUAAAGUGGCGAUCGACUGACAACUUCCGUACCCGAGGUGGAGAUCAAUCCCGUUGUGUCUAUCUCAAAGAUCUUGUGAAGGGAGAAGAUGAUGGCGAAGUGCUGACGGUACUUGAACGAGGACCUACUUAUGAACUUUCACGAGUUCAGGUAUCUGACCCUUUUAGUGGUUCCGGUGAUGAACACGAACUCAUAACGAUAAUAUAGUUUUGAUCUUCCAAAUUAGCACGUAAGUAAUUUAGAGAAGUUGACUCUUCUUCUCUAAAAAUGGAAUGUCAACACAAUUGUUAAUUUCUCUCAUGUCUGAAUUUUUAUGUAACAAUGAUUUAGAGUUUUUUUUUUUUUUUUGUGUACAACUUUUGAACUAUAUAAGUGGCAAGUGUUUUUGUGAUGGCUUA
Messenger RNA from Gossypium raimondii (Peruvian cotton), 1000 nucleotides. RefSeq lists its product as uncharacterized. The transcript is spliced from 4 exons. Gene Ontology annotation, cellular component: SCF ubiquitin ligase complex. The record is from RefSeq and is a predicted model, not a curated record. Bases 89 to 502 code for a protein of 137 amino acids. Gene Ontology annotation, biological process: protein polyubiquitination; SCF-dependent proteasomal ubiquitin-dependent protein catabolic process. Lineage: Eukaryota; Viridiplantae; Streptophyta; Magnoliopsida; Malvales; Malvaceae. Gene Ontology annotation, molecular function: protein binding.